GUCUGUGUGUCUGUCUGUCUGUCAGUAUCUUCCUCUUCAUGUUUCAGAGUAUUUGUACACAGGUUGAAGUACUUCUACUGCAGUAACUUCUGAUGUUGUACUUUAAUGAAUGCAUGAAGUUACUGAAGUGAUGAGCACGUGAACGCAUCAUGAAUCAGAUGUUGGUGUGAGUACAUUUGGAGUGUUACUUUCUCUGCAGUACUCUGCAGUACUCUGCAGUACUCUGCAGUACUUCAGGAACCAUCAUCGUGGUUCUGUUCCUGGGGGGACCGGAUCUGGUUCCUCUCCGUCCUCCUGCCGAGUCAGAGGGGCGUCGACACCAGAACACAGAGCCCAGUGUGCACAGCUCUGUGCGGGGAGGAGGGGCAGUCCGCCCGGUCACUGCGCGCCUUUGUGUCCGCAGACACCUCCAAGCUCCGCAGCGGGGGGACGCGCCAACUCCCCACACAGCAGGCGGGGAAUCCCGGCUUCAUCAGCCGCCGCGCCCCGGUGGAGGAUUCGGAAGGGACGGUGCUUAAAUCAGAUCUGACUUUUGUUUUUUUGUGCGUGAAGCAGCAGAGAGGAGAAAGGAGGCGUGAGAGGGGCGUCACUGUGCGGGAAAGAAAGAAGUCUGGAGCUCCAGACGCAUAAUUGUGUCUGACAGCACCGGGCUCUGAUCCACAUGGAGGCCGGAGAAGGUGAGGGGUCCACCGGGGAGCUGUGUCCCCACCUCGGCCCUGCAGCUGCAGAGACGUCGCCUCAGAUCAGCGCGGAGAACUGCCUGGAGCUGCUGACAAAGGCGAAGAGCGGCGGCGCGGAGGGCGCGAAGGAGCGGAUCUACCGGUACAUGAGCGACCACUACCUGCAGGUGCUGCGGAGCCCCGCCGUGUACGGCCGCCUCACCGCGGGGGAGAGGGAGCACAUCCUGGCCCGGAGGAUGGAGGGGGACAAGGUGCUGGUGGUGGCCGAGACCAGCGAGGUGUGCGACCGCGGUGGGAGCCGGGAGAACAGCCGGCCGCAGAGCCCGCAGCUGCCCGCCCCGGAGGACUCGAGCCACCGGCGGGUGUUCUGCCUCCACCCGGAGCGCCGGCAGUGGGAGGUGCUGACCAGCCUGCCGGAGGAGAUCCCGGCUAAAGGCUCCGGGAUGUGCACCAUGUACAACUACCUGUUCGUGGCGGGGGGGAUGAGGACGCACGGGGACGGCCGCUCCAAAGCGUCGGACCGGGUGUUCUGCUUCAACCCGCUGACCGACACCUGGAGCCCGGUCCGCCCGCUGAGCCAGCCCCGCUGCCAGCUGCGCCUGGUCUCCAUGGACGGGUACCUGUACGCCAUCGGGGGGGAGUGUCUGUUCACGGUGGAGCGCUACGACCCGCGCGCGGACAGGUGGACUCCGGUGGCUCCGCUCCCCAAAGGCUCGUUCGCCGUGGCGCACGAGGCGACGUCCUGCGGCGGGGAGCUGUUCGUGUCCGGCGGCUCGCUCUUCUACCGCCUGCUGCGGUACGACUCCCGCCGGGACGAGUGGGAGGAGUGUCCGUUCAACGAGAGCCGGCGCCGGUCCACGGACAUGGUGGCGCACCGGAGCCUCGUGUACCGCUUCGACGUGGACCGGGAGCGCGCGGCGGUGAGCGUGUACAGGUACAACACGGUGGUGAAGGCGUGGCACGGCGGCGCGUGCUUCCCGCUCCACAACCCGCUGCCGUUCCGCUGCGCGGUGCUCGGUGACCGGAUCUACUGCGUGAACCGGAGCCACGCGCUGCAGUUCGAGGUGCGGGAGGAGCGCGAGGGCUUCCUGCCGGAGGUGCUGUCCGCGCCCGCGGAGGCCAGAGGAGCCCUGGUGCCUUUUGUCCUGUCUCUGAACCGGGACAAGUGAGCCCGGGACGAACCGGGCCAGGCCCGGGACUGAGAGCCAGGUGCCUUUUCAUCAGGACGUGUUACGUCAUUGGUCCUGUCAGCCAAUAGGAGAAGCAGAACGACUUCAUGAUGACGCGUGAAAGACGUCAGGUGGGCGUGGCUUCGCUAAAAGUUGUAAAACCCCGCCCACCCGACCUGUCACCGAACAGGUGAAACAAACACACCUGCUCACAGAGGCUCAGGUGGGGUUGGCCCCGCCCCCUGUCACACGUCAUCAUCAGUCAUUAAACAUUUGAACUGAUAAUUAAGACCUUCCUUUUUCGACUCUUCAAAAUAAAAGUCUGUACAAAAAAGACCUUUAUUUUGACAGGGCAGAGCGGUGAGUGUUUCCUCUUCCUGUGGACAGAAGUAAAUUUACACAUGUUGGGCCAUCUCCAAAUAUGGUCUCACUUCCUGUUUGUGGCUCUCAGCUCUCAUUGGUUCUCACUGAUGACGCGUCACAAAUAAACUUUUAUUUUAUAAACCAGCAUCCUCCGUCAGUGACGUGAAACACAAACUGCAGUUCCUCUAACGUCCACCUGAGGCUGGCUCCAGAAGUGAGUCAGUCUCCAUAAGUCCCCAUGUCCAAAUG
This is a messenger RNA of Larimichthys crocea (large yellow croaker), 2461 nucleotides long. RefSeq names its product kelch repeat and BTB domain-containing protein 11. Gene Ontology annotation, molecular function: protein binding. The record is from RefSeq and is a predicted model, not a curated record. Lineage: Eukaryota; Metazoa; Chordata; Actinopteri; Sciaenidae. The transcript has a single exon. Bases 662 to 1849 code for a protein of 395 amino acids.